Molecule: messenger RNA, 4391 nt
Organism: Myotis lucifugus (little brown bat)
Lineage: Eukaryota; Metazoa; Chordata; Mammalia; Chiroptera; Vespertilionidae
Gene: GFRA2
Product: GDNF family receptor alpha 2
Exons: 8
Coding region: 662-1789 (375 amino acids)
Biological process (GO): nervous system development
Cellular component (GO): signaling receptor complex; external side of plasma membrane
Molecular function (GO): signaling receptor activity
Source: RefSeq, a predicted model, not a curated record
AGCCAGAGCUAGAGCCCGAGAGGAGCGGGAGGGAGAGGGAGGAAGACGGACGCACGCCGAGACUCGGGCGCCGGAAUUCCAUUAGAAAAAAGUGAGCCGGCCGAGGGGUAGCGGGAGAAGGUUUUUUGAAAAUUUCCUUCGUCUGGAGCGAAAGAAGCGACUCGGGUCUCGCACCCGCCAAGCUCCCGCUGGAUUGCUCCCUGGCGCUUGCCCACGUCGGUGGAUUGCUCUCCUCUUUGCGUUUUAUUCUGACCCCCACCCUCGCCGCUUCCUUCCAACCCCCCGCUCUCCCGUCGCCUCUCCCCCACCUCCCCAGGCCCCUCCAGAGGAGCACAGGGGAUCGGACCGCGGGGACCCGCGCUCCCGGGCCGGCGGAGGGACGGCAGAGCGCAGGACCGCUGUCGGCGGGGAAGCAGCACCCACAGACACACCUGUGUGUUUCAUUCUAGUGGGCGAGGGGCGUCGAGCGGGCCCGCCGCCUUCGUCCCCACCCCCUCCGGCCAGGGGCGAGAAUCGCAGGACUCAGGAUCUCCAUCGGGCGGACUCGCUGGGAUCUCCGCAUUGGAUUUGGGGCUGAUUAUCACUGCUUGGCUAUAUUAUUGUCAUUUUUUUUUAACCCAAGGGAGAAAGACAAAACACAAAACUGUGGGAUUUAUUUAACAUGAUCUUGGCAAACGCCUUCUGCCUCUUCUUCUUUCUAGACGAGACCCUCCGCUCUUUGGCCAGCCCUUCCUCCCUGCAGGGCCCCGAGCUGCACGGCUGGCGCCCCCCAGUGGACUGUGUCCGGGCCAAUGAGCUGUGUGCCGCUGAAUCCAACUGCAGCUCCCGCUACCGCACGCUUCGGCAGUGCCUGGCGGGCAGGGACCGCAACACCAUGCUGGCCAACAAGGAGUGCCAGGCGGCCCUGGAGGUCCUGCAGGAGAGCCCGCUGUAUGACUGCCGCUGCAAGCGGGGCAUGAAGAAGGAGCUGCAGUGCCUGCAGAUCUACUGGAGCAUCCACCUGGGGCUGACCGAGGGAGAGGAGUUUUACGAGGCCUCGCCCUACGAGCAGGUGACCUCCCGCCUCUCCGACAUCUUCAGGCUCGCGUCCAUCUUCUCAGGGACCGGGGCGGACCCGGCGGUCAGUGCCAAGAGCAACCACUGCCUGGACGCGGCCAAGGCCUGCAACCUGAACGAGAACUGCAAGAAGCUGCGCUCCUCCUACAUCUCCAUCUGCAACCGCGAGAUCUCGCCCACCGAGCGCUGCAACCGCCGCAAGUGCCACAAGGCCCUGCGCCAGUUCUUCGACCGGGUGCCCAGCGAGUACACCUACCGCAUGCUCUUCUGCUCCUGCCAGGACCAGGCGUGUGCCGAGCGCCGCCGGCAGACCAUCCUGCCCAGCUGCUCCUACGAGGACAAGGAGAAGCCCAACUGCCUGGACCUGCGCAGCGUGUGCCGGACCGACCACCUGUGCCGGUCCCGGCUGGCGGACUUCCACGCCAAUUGUCACGCCUCCUACCAGACGCUCACCAGCUGUCCAGCCGACAAUUAUCAGGCGUGUCUGGGCUCCUACGCGGGCAUGAUUGGGUUUGACAUGACGCCCAACUACGUGGACUCCAGCCCCACUGGCAUCGUGGUGUCCCCCUGGUGCAGCUGUCGGGGGAGUGGGAACAUGGAGGAGGAGUGUGAGAAGUUCCUCAGGGACUUCACCGAGAACCCCUGCCUUCGAGCAGGGGCUGAAGGCCAACAGCUCCAAAGAGCUGAGCACGUGCUUCACAGAGCUCACCACCAACAUCAUCCCAGGGAGUAACAAGGUGAUCAGACCCAACUCAGGCCCCUGCCGAGCCAGCCCGUCGGCCGCCUUGACCGUUUUCUCCUUCCUGAUGUUGAAGCUGGCCUUGUAGGCUCUGGGCACGGCGUCUGGAGGUUUCCGAAAGCUACGUGGACACCCGCCUGCUGAAUGGACACACACACACACACACACACACACACACACACACACACACACACCUUGCAAAAAAUUUCCCUCACCUUGUCUCUGAACCUGUCUGUUCCCAGGUUUCUUCUCUGGAGAAGUUUUUCUAAGCCAAACAGACAGUAGGCGGGCAGCCUGAGAGCCUCCUGGGGGGCCCCUGGCAAGGGCACCCCAGCGCCAAGGAGGGCGCGAGGGUCUAGACAUGCCCCACACCUUCUCCUGGUGUUUUCCUCUCUGGACCCUGACGAGACCCCUGCGGCUACGGGACUGUGGCCGUGCCUGGUGUGGUCUGAGGCAGGACAGUGGCCGCUGCUCUUCUCAAGUUGCCCACGCUGGGGACUUGCUGGGGCUGGCAAGGGGCGUCAGGUGGCAGAGCAGUGGGGCUGGCCCCUGGGUCCAACUGGGCACCAGUCGCACCUCCACGUGCUUUGAGAGUGGAGUUUAUUUUGCCCUCCCUCUGGGCUGGGCAGGUCUGCUUCUGGCCUGUGGAGGGGUGUGCACGGAGGUCCCCCACUGUGGCACGGGCUGGGCAGCUCCAGGGCCUUGGGGGCUCAGCCCACCUGGGACACCCCCUCAGGAGGAGGGAGCAACACUUGGUCGCAGCUCGGGGCUGCUGCUUCCUCUUGGUGGCAGGAAUUUUGAAAUAAAAAAGAAAUGAUUCUUCGGUGGCUCUCUUUGGAGAGGGGGCUGCUGAGAGGGGCAGCGAAGACCACAGUGGACGUCCACCGCCCCACACUCUGGUCUCUGCAGCUCUCUCCCCACUUCCACCUUAUCUUUCCUCAUUUCUGAGACAUACGCCAACUGUAUGUACACAACAUGUUGCCCUUCUCAACAUAUAUGUAUAUACACAUCCAUAUACAUAUAUCGUGUGGUCUCCCCUUUCUUUCCUUUUUUUUAAGAAACAAAACUAUUGAAAUAAUACCCCAACAGAUGAGCGAAAUGUAUUAUUGUAAAGUUUAUUUUUUUUAUAACAUUGUCUAUAAAGGGAUCGGAGGAGAUGGCCUCCCCGUGUCCCGGCCCGUUGGGCCGCCGGGCCGUGGGAGGGGCUCCUGAUCGCAUUCACGCUGGCCAGGCUCCAAUAAAUGUCCUCGGAAGCAGCUUGGUUUCUGCCUCACUCCCGUGUGCCUUCUCCCUGCUUGGUUCCUGGCCCAGCCGCACCUUGGCUGCUUACCUGGGGCUCCUGGGUGGGGCCGUCUGUCACGUGUGCUCGGUGUGGGUGAUGAAGCUCCGUUAGGAGAUGCUUGUAUACUUGGUGGGUCUGGGGUCCCACUGUGCUGAGUUUGUCUGGCCACUCACCUGUCUGUCCCACUUCCCCUUCCCGAUGAGUGCCAGCGCCCUUCGGCGGUUGGUCCCAACCUGGAAGGGGAGGAAUGGCCGUGAGGAUGGAGGUGAGGGGACAACUUGUCACACUUAGGGUAUGUUUUUGUUUGAAGGCUGCCUGGGCGACCCUGUAGUUGGCCCUGCUCGUCUGCCCGCUGGGACUCCUGGUUUACUUAAGGUGUGUGAUUGUGAGGCAGGGACCUGGCUUCUUGGGUCCCACCAGGGAAGGAAGACGCUGUGGCCCAACCCUGCUCCUUGUUUUCUCUACUUACCACCCAGCCUCCACCAGACAUGGGCCUGCCAUGUUCUCCCGGAGAGACCAGAAGGAUGCCUGCUAGCUGAAUGUGUACACGCGUGUGUGGGCUUGCAGGUGCUCACAUGUGUGUGUCAGUGCACAUGGCAGGAGAGAGGAGGCAAGGUUGCCAGUGAGGGAUGUUCCCGCUGUCAGCAUGGCCUUCAGGGAUGCACACCAUCCCAUCCUGUCACCUUUGGGAGAUGGGCUGCUGUUUUCCAUUCUCCCAAUCCAGGGCCCUACAAGUGGCUCUUGUUUCUGGCCACUCAUGCUCCACGUCCACGGUGGUGGUCACUGUGAUGUACAGCGUCCCAGCCCCUGCAUGGAGGGGCGCUGAGGAGCCCUCUUCCCCAUCAUCACUGGCCUGACUCUGUGUGUGGAGGCAGUUGUGGGGCCACUUGGGAUCCAUGUGUUUGCAAACAGCAAAGUCUGGUUGACUUCAAGGCUUGGUGGGGGGAAUGGCUCACAGCAUCAGUGUUCCUAGGACAGUCGCCAAAGAACGUCUGCAGGCUGGAUGGCAGGAUGAUAGGGUCAGCACGCUGCCUCCUCCGUGAUGAAGGACCACCACCCGCCAUCCAGCUGUGUGCACUGGGACCGUGUACCUACGUCCUGCCAUUCUUGGGUGCAAGGAUACUUCACGUCUGGCAUCCCUCAUGGGAAAUAAGCCCUUGGAUUGCAUGAUGGGGAAGAGGAAGUUUCCCAAGAAGAAGUGGAGGUGCCGUGAUGAAGGGAGGAGUGGAUUCUGGGCAGCUUUCCUCUGCCUUAAAACGUCUCCCAGGCACCGCGUAGCUAAACUUUUACCAUUAAAUAUUCAUUCCUUUGGUU